UCUGUGGCUCAGAAGAAAAAUGGCCAACAGCCCGAAGAAAACAUCCCUCCAGAAGCGAGACCUGAGUCAUGUAUCUCCUACCAGGGAACCUUUCCUGAAGAUGAUCCAUGCCAGAGAAUUCUUCCCAACCUAUCAGACUUGGACUCAGCGUGAGUUCCUCCUCCCCAAAGAGACCGGGAAGUUCCCGGGCUUCACCCAGCAAAGCUACCACAAGCUGGCCGGGAAACAGCCACCAUGGACAGAGUUGAAGUCUAAGGUGCAUCACCGGUUAUUCUAUCCUUGGAAGGAUCCAGUCGAGCACACCUGGGGCUUCCACACAUGGCUUGAUGUGGGACGUUUGCCUGCUACCUUCCCCACUAGACCAGACGUACCCUAUGACAGCAAUGUCUGGCGCUAUUUGACUCACUCCAGUGCUUACCGCCUCCCUGCCGCAAAGCCUGGCAUUCCUCCACCCUCCUGGAUGGGCCCACAUAGCUUCCUGACCUUCAUCAAUGCUACCCCCAUCUUCGUGGACAUGAACAGAAAGAAGCAGAUAAUUGUGAGAACAGUGAAGGAGCUGAAGGAAAUUGAGAAACUCAAGCUGAGGAGCGAACUAAGGGCCCCUCCGCUCGAUGCCCAUGGCAAUAUCCUACCUCCACCAAACUUCAAGAAGUCCCAGUACAUAUCUGCUGGUGGAAGGCUUGUUCCUUGGGGCCUCCAGUUCCUACCCAACCCACUUCCCAAUAAUUUCAGCAAGAACUGGCCCUGCCCAAAUCGUCAACCUCAUUACCAGGAGACGAUCCUGAAACUGGCUCGACUGCCCACUGUACCCCUGAGCGAAGACCUUGUGAAGGACUACCAAGCCCUGAUUAAAAACCGGUUGGCCAUACCGGUCCACUACCUAUCCAAGGCAGGACCAGCUAAAACAUCAGAGGGAAGGAGGAAAAGGAGACCUGGACAUGUCUGAAAGAAGAGUCCAUAGUGGGCCUUAGGGUUUGCAGCCUAGCCUUCUUCAGC
Molecule: messenger RNA, 996 nt
Organism: Rattus rattus (black rat)
Lineage: Eukaryota; Metazoa; Chordata; Mammalia; Rodentia; Muridae
Product: testis-expressed protein 52-like
Exons: 3
Coding region: 20-946 (308 amino acids)
Biological process (GO): proteolysis
Molecular function (GO): aspartic-type endopeptidase activity
Source: RefSeq, a predicted model, not a curated record